This is a messenger RNA of Momordica charantia (bitter melon), 655 nucleotides long. The record is from RefSeq and is a predicted model, not a curated record. NCBI's taxonomy places the organism in Eukaryota, Viridiplantae, Streptophyta, Magnoliopsida, Cucurbitales, Cucurbitaceae.
CACUCCCAUUUGGUUAAUUCCGUUCCCAUCUUUGGAAUUGGAAUCUUCAAGAAUCUCUCCACCGGACCAAUUCCACGCUGAAUCACAGUCUAUAAAAACACAGCCCCGGCCUUGGCCCUCUCCUCCAAAUUCCAAAACCAUGGCUGCAACCUGCUCCGCCGACGAGCUCCGGCUCCUCCUCGGCGACUCCGCCAACGCCACCGCCGUGGCCGACUACAUCUGCGGGCGCUUCGACGCCGUGUCCUACGCCGUGGACAACACUUAUCUUCUGUUCUCCGCGUAUCUGGUGUUCGCAAUGCAGCUGGGGUUUGCGAUGCUGUGCGCGGGCUCCGUGCGGGCCAAGAACACCAUGAACAUUAUGCUUACCAAUGUGCUCGACGCUGCCACCGGCGGCAUUUUCUACUACGUCUUUGGAUUCGCGUUGGCGUUUGGAACCCCUUCUAAUGGCUUCAUUGGCCACCAUUACUUUGGCCUCGCUCAGUUCCCUUCUUCCUCCUACGAUUAUGGCUUCUUCAUCUUCCAAUGGGCUUUUGCCAUUGCCGCCGCCGGUAUCACCAGUGGCUCCAUUGCUGAACGCACCCAAUUUGUUGCCUAUUUGAUCUAUUCCUCUGUUUUGACUGGUUUGAUCUACCCCAUCGUGCUACUUGAUUUGUGA